Molecule: messenger RNA, 9103 nt
Organism: Girardinichthys multiradiatus
Lineage: Eukaryota; Metazoa; Chordata; Actinopteri; Cyprinodontiformes; Goodeidae
Gene: plxnb2b
Product: plexin b2b
Exons: 37
Coding region: 665-6226 (1853 amino acids)
Biological process (GO): positive regulation of axonogenesis; negative regulation of cell adhesion; regulation of cell migration
Cellular component (GO): semaphorin receptor complex
Molecular function (GO): semaphorin receptor activity; protein binding
Source: RefSeq, a predicted model, not a curated record
GUCUCCAGAACGAGAUGAGGGUCAGGAAGAGCGCGUGAGAGACACAUCCCACAGGUGUGUUGCCGCCAAGUCGAAUGGUGCCUCGCGGCUCUUCAGGACAGGCACGCGCGCGCAUACCUGGAAAUUACCAUGUGACUCUGCACCUGGGCGUGGAGAAAGUCCUAAUUCCGACCGGAGACUCUUUUGUUGAGGAGUUGACCGCGCCGUCUUUUAACAGCAGCGACAGUUCAGUCAAACACUGUAACCCGGGGGGUGUCUUCCCUGUUUUUCAGCGGACUAGUGCCUUUUCCUGAGACCUACUCACCGGACGCGGGAGGAGAUGUGAACUUCCUCACGGACAUUUUUAUUUAUUUUUUGCAAAUAAAUAAAAGUCGGCAGAUUUCAUUUCAGCGGGAUUCUUCAGUUGGCUUUCUUGGACUGUUUGCAUUUCAGUAACUGCUCCGCUCUUCCACCUUCAGGAACCCAAGCCCUUAAUGAAGCUGGGGGUCAGCGGCAGAGUGUGGCUAAUUGGCCAAGUUUGCCCGGGGCUCCGGCUACCUGUGAUUGAAGUGUCCAGUGAGCACCCACUGUGCAGCCACUGCUGCACCCUUCUCUGUUCCACUCCAGCAGCCAAGACGCUCCCUGCACCCCUGUCGGCCUCUCUCUAGUGAGUAGCACCCAAGAGAUGGCAAGCUGGGUCUCCCUUCUUCUCAUCCUGUUAUGGCAAUCAAUAUCACAAGCCCAGGAGGAGAGCAGCAACGCCCCCAUCCUGGAGUUCAUCUCCGAGACGAACAUUAACAAUGUGGUUCAAGACCCCCAAACGGGCCGUAUUUAUCUGGGAGCAAAUGACUCCAUCUACCAGCUCGGCCCUUUCCUCAAGCUCCAGGCCCGUGCCGAGACGGGACCCAAAGAAGAUGCGCGUAGCUGCACACCUCCAGCUUCAGCCUGCCAGGACAUAAAGCCAAUGUCCAACCUCAACAAGCUUCUGCUAAUCCAUCCAUCUAAUGGUACACUUAUAGUCUGUGGCAGUCGCUAUCGAGGCAUCUGCUCCCUCCUCAACCUGUCCAAUGUGGAAGAGCAGAUUUAUUACAGUGACAAUAAAGGAGAGAGGACUUAUGUGGCGAGCAUAGAGGAUAAUGUGAAUGUGGUGGGAGUCAUGUCCUACUAUAAAAAAGAUGGACAAACUUUCAACGUGUUUGUUGUGGGGAAGGGCUAUGGAAGCUUGGACAGUACAAAACUCAUUAGCACACGAAUCCUUCAGGACUACAAGGAAUGGGUUGUGUUUGAGAACAUAAUUGAGGCUUCUACAGUACAGACGACGCCAUUUGUUCCAAAGUACUUGCAUGAUUUCAGGCAUGCCUUCAAAGAGGACGGUUAUGUGUAUUUUAUCUUUUCCCGGACUCUUGAUGGUACGGAUAACAAAAACUUGACCUUUGUGUCCCGUCUCUGCGAAGACGACCACCACUACUACUCUCACACAGAACUUCAGUUAAACUGUGGACCAAAAAAUCAAUACAACAAAGUCCAAGCGGCUUUUGUGGCUUCUCCGGGAAAAGAACUGGCACGGGCAAUGACUGAGUCAGGUAUGUACGGGAAGGUAGUCUCAUGGAAUAAGGUCCUCUUCAUGGUGGCAAGUUCAGAUGAAGAUGACAGUAAGUCAGCUCUAUGCAUGUAUACCAUGAACUCCAUCAAUGAGAGGCUGAUGGACAUCAUCAGCGCUUGUUACAGUGACCAUGGGAAGAUUUCAGGCUUUCCUGCUGUGGACAUCCCCUACUCUUCGAAAACAGAUGAAUUCUGCUCAUCAAAAAUUGGGAAAGACAUGCUGGAAAGCUACAAGUGUGGUGCAGACUUUCUGCCAUCACCUCUGGCAAGCAAGCCAAGAUAUGCCUUAACGGCCGGUCCAGUGUGGACCACUUCAAGCCUGUUGACCGCUGUGGCUGUUGCUGUGGAAAAUGAUCACACCAUUGCUUUCUUGGGCAACAACAAGGGAGAGGUCUUCAAGGUACAUCUCACAUCAGAAGCAAAGGAUUACAGCAAGGCUCCUGGUGACACCAUUGGGGAGAAGGUCAACAAGAACCUCUUCUUUGACCUCAGUCACAGCCACCUGUACAUCACCACAGAGAAGAAGAUCACCAAGGUGCCGGUGCAGAUGUGCCUCCACAAGACAGACUGCCAAUCAUGUGUGGGGCUGAGGGAUCCUUACUGUGGCUGGUGUGUCCUGGAGGGCAGGUGUACCAGGAGGUCUGAGUGCCGUCGGGCAGAGGAGAAGAACGGCUGGCUUUGGAGCCCCAGGCAGCAGUGUGUCAAGAUUGUGUCCUUCUAUCCCUCAAACCUCUCCUGCAAAAAAACAGACAAGAUCCAGAUCAACAUCCCCUCUCUUCCUACUAUCGGACCCUCUGACCGUCUGCAGUGCAACAUUGGAUCGUUCCAGAGUGACGGCACCAUGCUGGACUCCAGUCAGGUCUCCUGUGAUCUGCCACAGCCUUCACAUAUCCCCAAAACACCUGAGGAUGAAGAUUUUGUCGCUGUUUCAGUCAAGAUUUUAGUCAACAAGACCGUGGAGCUGGCCAUGAGGGAGUUCAAGUUCUACAACUGUGCCGCCACUGUGAGGAAAUCAGAAAACACACCGUGUAAGGCAUGUGUGACAAGUCCAUGGGGCUGCCAGUGGAAUACGCAUGAUCACACCUGCAGUGACAAAGAUGACAACAUAGCGGGGCCAAACAUCAUUGGACACCGUAAGAGAUCAGAAUGUCCUCAGUUUGAGAAUCCAGAUCCGGUUCUGAUCCCAGUGGGUUACAAGACUCGGAUCAGUUUUGAAGGGAUCAAUUUAAGCAGCCACAAGGGUCGUGUUUUCACCAUUGGGACCGAAUUGAUAAAAAACAUCGAGGAAGAGGUCAUAUCUGAGAGCGGUCCUUUUUUCACUUUUAGUGGCUUCAGUUUUUCCUACAAUAAGUCACCGGAGACCAACAUCCUUUUCUACGUGAAGGAUAGGGAGACUGGCAAGAAGAUGGACAGCACUCUGAACGUCACCCUGUACAACUGCUCCGUGGGGAGGGAAGACUGUAGCCUCUGCAAGUACGCUGAUCCAAAGUACCGUUGUGUAUGGUGCAGCAAGCAGAAGGCGUGUGUGUAUGAACAGCUCUGCAGUGGUAUCCAGCAGGAGGACCUCCACAACACUGGGUGCCCCAACCCUGAGAUCACCAAUAUCAUUCCUCAUUACGGGCCCAUUCAUGGAGGCAUUACCAUUACCAUCCGUGGAUCCAACCUUGGUAUUCAUAAGGAGGACAUUAAAAGCAUCACAGUUGUCGGAGUGCCCUGUAUUCAUCAAGAGGAAAAGUACUCUGUCUCUACAAGUGUGGUGUGUGAGAUUGGACCUGUAGACCCUAAUAAAAUUCCCUGGGGUCCAGUGGAGGUAGAGGUGAAUGGGGGAAAGAGAGGAACGUCCCUCAUGGUCUUCACCUACAGAGACCCAAUUCCAGAUGGUGUGCAGCCUUCUAAAGGGCCUAAAGCAGGGGGCACGCUCAUUACAAUAACUGGGAGGUUUUUGGACACCGGGAGCAAAGAGGAUGUCCAGGUUAACAUUGGAGGCAUGGACUGUGCUGUGGAGCACUUUGGAACAGCUAUUAUCUGCAGGACAGGUGAAUAUCGAUUGGAGAAGGUGCCUUCUGACCAUCUCCCCGUCAGAAUUCAGUAUGGAAAAGGAACCACAAAAAGCGUCUCAAGUGCCUUCCAGUACUUGGAAAACCCAAUUGUGCUGGACCAUCAGCCUAGAGGAAGUUUCAUCUGUGGUGGGAGGAACAUUGUGGUAACCGGCUCCGGUUUUGACCUAAUCCAGACCGCUAUGAUUAAGGUCCAGGGAGACAACUCAUCAUACGUCGAGCAUGCCCACGAGAAGAACGACACACUCAUCCAGUUUCAGUCUCCAGCAGUCAGCAGCUCCCUGAGCCAGAACGUCAGAACCUACAUCCAGCUGGACAACUGGAUGAAGGAGCUGAAGCCCUUCGACUACCAUCCCAACCCAAGCUUCAACGAGCUGAAGAAGAAAGUCAUCACCGAGACCAGCAUCAUCAUUGUCACCGGUCGAGGAUUCUCCAGAGCUAUGACCGCCAAAGAAGCCCAAGCAUUUGUGGGCGACGUUCAGUGUCAAGUCAACAUACUUCAGGACGAGAAGCUGUUCCUGGACCCACCUUCCACCCCACCCCGCGCCCGCUCCAGACGGCAACGCCGAGACACCAGUCCUGAGCUGCUGGAUCUAAUGAUCAAGUUUGGAAAAGGGGAGUGGGUGAUCGGCUCGGUGCAGUAUGAAAAGAAGAAUGAUUUGUCGCUUUACAUAAUCAUCCCGGCAGUUAUUGUGCCUAUGCUGAUCAUCAUCAUCAUUUCUGUCUACUGCUACAGGAGAAAGAGUCAACAGGCAGAAAGAGAAUAUGAGAAAGUUAAGCACCAGCUGGAGAACUUGGAGGAGAGCGUAAGAGACCGCUGCAAGAAGGAAUUUACAGACCUAAUGAUUGAAAUGGAAGACCACACGAACGAGUUGAGUGAAGGACGAAUCCCCUUCCUGGACUACAAGACCUACACAGACAGGGUCUUCUUCCUGCCUUCUAAAGAUGGAGCCAAUGAUGUAAUGAUCACCGGGAAGCUGGAUAUUCCAGAGGCUCGAAAGGCAACAGUGUCACAGGCUCUCAACCAGUUCUCCAACCUGUUGAACUCCAAGACAUUUCUCAUUAAUUUUAUCCGUACUUUAGAGCGCAGUCAUGACUUCAACGCCAGGGCAAAAGUGUACUUUGCCUCCCUGCUUACUGUGGCUCUGCAUGGGAAGCUGGAAUACUACACAGAUAUCAUGAGGACAUUGCUGCUGGAGUUGAUGGAAGAGUACGUCCACAGUAAGAACCCCAAGCUAAUGCUGCGCAGGUCAGAGACAGUGGUGGAGAGGAUGCUUUGCAACUGGAUGUCCAUCUGCCUUUACCAGUUUUUGAAGGACACUGCAGGCGAGCCCUUAUACAAACUGUUCCGAGCCAUCAAGCACCAGAUUGAAAAGGGGCCUGUGGACGCCAGAGUUAAGAAAGCCAAGUACACCCUCAACGACACAGGCCUGUUGGGUGACGAUGUAGAGUACUCUGUCCUGACCUUGCAGGUGCUGGUUCAAGGCGAGGGUCCAGAUGUGACACCCGUCAAGGUGCUGAGCUGUGACACCAUCUCACAGGUGAAGGAGAAGAUCAUAGAACAAGUAUACAGAAACCUACCUUAUUCCCAGAGGCCCAAGGUUGACAGUGUCACUCUGGAGUGGCGUCCCGGCUCGACAGGACAGAUUUUGUCUGAUCUGGACCUGACCUCCCAGAAAGAAGGCAGGUGGAAGCGCAUCAACACUCUGGCACACUACAACGUACGAGAUAAUGCCACAUUAGUUUUAUCCCGACUGCUUCACACACAACAGAACUACGACCAGAACCAGGAAAACCAUGAAGAAAGAAAUGCUCUGUUGGACGAUGAUAAAGUUUUUCAUCUGGUGAGGCCAACAGAUGAACUGGAUGAGAUCAAAUCCAAACGCGGGAGUAUAAAGGACAAGUCAAUGACCAAAGCCAUUACAGAGAUCUACCUGACUCGACUUCUGUCUGUAAAGGGAACACUUCAGCAGUUUGUGGAUGACUUCUUCCGCAGCGUGCUGUGCUCUGUGUCCGUGGUCCCACCAGCCGUCAAAUAUUUUUUUGACUUCCUGGAUGAGCAAGCACUGAAACACAACAAUGUUGAUGAAGAGACCAUCCAUAUCUGGAAGACUAAUAGCCUGCCUCUGAGAUUCUGGGUGAACAUCCUCAAGAAUCCCCACUUCACCUUUGAUGUCCAUGUGUCUGAAGUGGUCGAUGCUUCGCUGUCCGUCAUCGCCCAGACCUUUAUGGAUGCUUGCACCAAGAGCGAGCACAAACUUAGUCGGGACUCCCCAAGCAACAAACUACUCUAUGCAAAGGAGAUCUCCACCUAUAAGAAGAUGGUGGAUGACUACUACAAGGGCAUCCGGCAGAUGGUCUCUGUCAGUGAUCAGGACAUGAACACUCAUUUGGCAGAAGUGUCACGGUCUCACACCGACAAACUGAACACCCAAGUGGCUCUCCAUCAGCUUUACCAGUACGCCAGCAAAUAUUAUGAUGGGAUCAUUGCAUCCCUGGAUGAGGAUCCAGCUGCUCAGAGUAAACAGCUGACCCUGCGGCUGCAGCAGAUCGCAGCUGCCCUGGAAAACAAAAUGACUGAUCUCUAACCCACCGAGAGGAGGGACAAAAGUCGAGACAUAGAGGGAGAUGACCAGUGACUACAGGGGCUUAUUUCUCUGUUUUUCUGAGCAUAAAGUAUAGAAAUGCAAAAUCUGAAAGGGGACCUGUUUAGAUGUGUGCAUCCCUGGAGUGUCUUUUUUAGGUUGUCUUGAGUAACCAGGACUAAUUAAUUGCACAUAGACAACAAACAAAAAAAAAAGGAUUGGGGAAAAUGAUGGGUUACACUGUAAUUGGUACGCCUUAAAAUCUCACUUGCCAAACCAUAAAGGUUUGAGCCCUCUCUCAUGCUCCUCUGGAUAUUGCUCCCAGGAUGCAGUAUGAGAGAAAUCUCUAUGAGAAUUAAGCCCCACUGUGGAGCACUGGUACAGCAGAUAAUCAGAUGUUGAAUUUCUCUCUGUGUGGAAAAGGGGUUAAAGAGUCGUAUUAUAUAUUUUUUUUAUUGUGCAGUCUUUAUGCAGAAAGCUUUAUAAGAAAAAAAAAUAUCUUUUUAAUUGGAAUCACUUUGUGGUGCGGACAGUGUUUUUAUCAGCCUGUGUGUGUGUGCGUAGAUGUCUGCGUGAUGCGUGAAGAGGAGCGUGUGCGUUGUGAGUUUGGGGCUGUGUGGGAACAUCCGUGCACCCACAGGAUGCCUACUUUUACAGGUGUGAAAGCAAAGCGACGCCUGCUUUCUCUCAUUUUAAGUCCCCGCCACCCAGAACAACGCCGGAGGCUGUGCUCUCGCCGAGCUUUACGACAGAGACCAAAGGUUCCGAACAGGGACGCCGGCCCGUUCGACUGACAGGUUACCAGAGGUUUCGCAAACAUUUCAGAUGAACACUUUGCUUUUUAUACAGAGUUUUUUUUUUUUGCUUUAAGCUUAAUUGCCAUUCGUGCUCAUGGAAAUCGAUAGCAGCACAGCCUGUCUCCCUUUAUUGUACAGUGCCAUGAAACAUUCCACUUCAACUAAAGCACAGAGGGACAUUUCUGAGUUUUUUUAAGACAUUUCAGUUGAUGAUUUCUUUUUUUACAAAUUAUUUUCGUUUUACAACUUUUUUUCUUUAGUUCUCAGCAGAAAGAAGCAAUUUUAUUCUCCCAUGGCGCCAUGUCACUCAUGUUAGCCCUGCAAUAAUGUCAGUAUACCGGGAGCUACAACACCGUAGAUUCUCGCGUUUUCUUUCUAAUUAUAGUUGCCAUAUCGUAGCAGUUCAGCAAUACGUUAAAGAACAAUUGAUUUAUGUCUUUCUUAUGUUCUUUGUCUUUUAUUUUCGUGCCAUUUUUUUUUUUUUUUAUAUUAUUACCAUUGUAAUGUUCCAAAUAAUCAUGAUGAACUCUGCCUCUAAAGCUAUAAAAUAGCCUAAUGCUGAUGGUAAAAAUCUGCCAGAGAUGAAGUCGGUACUGUAGCUGCAUGUUGCAAACAAAGAGUUGUUCUUUCACAUUGUUUCAUGAUGUCGGUGUGCUUGGGUUCAGUCAUGUAUAUAAUUGCUUAUGGUAAGUGAAAUAUUGACAUGUCAGUGUCAGAGCGUGGACAGGGUCGGAAUGAGAGUUUGACAUUUCUUAGUCCAAUAAACACCAUCCCUAAAUUGUAGGUCUGGCCGUCGACAGAUCAUUUAAUUGUCCUCCCUCGUAUCUGACACACAGCAACAGCUCCAGAGACCCCAGAAUGUUAACGAUUCCUGCCUUGGCUAGAGUGACGUUUGCACAGACCUCGAUCCUGCCCGCCUGCCGUCUCAGCAUGGCGCUCCGGCUUCCUGACUAACAGCAUUUGGCACUGCCCACUCAGUGCGAUGCGGAGUGGCACUCUGUGUAAUGAAAUCAGCAGGGGAGGCUUUUGAUCUUAAUUGCAUGCCGACUGCGGACUCCAUCCUCGUCUCCGCUGUUGUUUACUGGUGACUCCUUUCUCACUGACAGAGUUGAUGCAAGAAGCUUCUUCUUUCAGAGCCUUUCUUUAACCAAAAAUGUGCCUUAUUGAAUAGGAUAAUACAUAUACAUUGUUUCUAAAUUAUUCUGUUGGUAACAUAGGUGAAUAUGAUGAUAGUACUAUAGACACAACAGUGUACUUGGACUUGUGAUCUUAUGUGUGCUGUCUAAACGCUAGAUGCGCUGCUGCAGCCAUUUGCGUGCCAUUAGACUGAAGACAUUUCAGUAUGAUUUCUUUUACGGCUGCAGUUUUGACCUGUGCAUUUCCUUUGGGUGUCUUUGGUGUGUGCUUACUAGGACUUUGGUGGCUAAAACAAACGAGCUGAAAAGAUUAAAUGUUGAAGAAUGACCAAUUGGAUCUGGGUUUCCCUUGAAAUUGUCUCACAUUCCAAAAUUAGACAAAAGGGUAUCCAUGUGUAUAAUUGAACAUUGCGCAAAAUUGUUCCAAUGGUGUUGAUUCUUUUGACCUGUGUUUGUUUCUAAGCUAUCCUACAGUGUGUACGAUAAAUGACUAUCUAUACUCGACAAAUGAUUUUUCUUACUGCUGUGCAGUUAUUUUUAUUUCUUGUUUCCUAUAGCAUAUAAAUCUUUGUAACACAAGUUGAAAUACUGUAUUCUAUCUGUACACCCAUAUGCAUUGGUUCCUAUGACAAAAACUAGAAAAGAUAGAAAAAAAAAAACUGUUUGUGCUGUUGUCGAGACCUGUUUUAUUUUUCCCCAUUUUGAAACUUGUGAAUGUGCUGUAAUGAUAAAAGAAACUGGGACACUGCACUUUCGGUACAGGACCAGUAAUGGAAGCCAAUGUUUCCCUCCCCAUCCGAGGCAGCUUUGAAUAUUCUCGAUCUUGUACCUGAUCUGGUUGUGCUGGAUGAACAUAAUUUUAAAAGUCGUAUGUGUGGACGGAGCUGUUACCCACAGGUUUCAUCAUGCACUCCUCCGUGAAUAAACUCAGAGACAUAUAAACCCUU